UUCCAGCCAGCCGCGUUCUCCACCAGCAAGCAACGAGACCACGCAGCAGCGAAGGCCGCGCGCGAUCCACGCGUGCCUCCGCCGUGCGCGCGCGUCGCGUGCGGGGCCAGACCAGAUGGACGACCUGGCAGCGCUGGCGCGCGGCGAGGGGUGGACGGAGGAGCGGCACGCCGCGUUCCUCGACCGCAUGGAGCUCUCCUUCGUCCGGCAGGAGCUCGCCGGCAGCGACGUGCGCCAGGCGUCCCGCAGGCUGGGCCGCCGCCCCGCGCCGCAGGCCUCGGCCCCGCUCCCGCUCGACCGGCCCCUGCCCGACAGCGCCGUGGAGUCCAACCGGUCGGGGCCGGCGGCGGCCCGGCGACGCGCGGCCAACGACAACGACGCGCGCCGGCCCGUGGAUCCAGCCGCCGCAGGUUGGUGAAGGCUCGCGCUUGCCUUUCGUAUCGCAAGGUGAAAAAUGUUUUUCACGAAACUCCUGAACAAGAUGGUCAAACUCAGAAGAGAAGUCCCUUUCUACGAACGUAAAAGGUCCAUUCUUUCUUGUAUGGAGGGGAUGAUGUUUUGCUAUGCAUUCUUUGAUCUCUGCUCUUUUUUUAUAUAUAUAUGUUUUUAUAGUUUGGGCAGCUUAGAGCUAUUUGGCAUUCAAAUUCGAGAUGAAGAGCUGUAUCACUUUUACCAAUCACCGAAUUAUUUACUGAUUAGUUGUUAGCUUUAAGCAAAGCUUCUUUC
Messenger RNA from Setaria italica (foxtail millet), 726 nucleotides. RefSeq lists its product as uncharacterized. The record is from RefSeq and is a predicted model, not a curated record. Gene Ontology annotation, biological process: regulation of circadian rhythm; response to cold. The transcript has 2 exons. The coding region runs from base 116 to 418 and encodes 100 amino acids. NCBI's taxonomy places the organism in Eukaryota, Viridiplantae, Streptophyta, Magnoliopsida, Poales, Poaceae.